ACACAGCUACCUUUCAAGAUGGCGCAGGGAACCGUGAAGGAGACUAUUGGGAAUGGCUGAGUCCUCUACAGAUGACCAUGUUGCUUGUUGCACGUAAAAAUUGUGCAUGACUAAAACUUAAAGGGAUUAUUGUAAACGGAUGAUAUAGAAAACUUUUCACUGGAAAACUCAGAUAUUUCAGAGAGAUUUGACUUUCUUUGGUCGAGUUGGUCGGGUACUGGGUACGAGCUAACAUCGUCACCAUGGAAGAAGAUGUCUCGUGUGUUUAUCCGGCACCGCUGAAAAGUUUGUCAUUUGAGGCGACGACAACUCCACUACUCGCAACUGCUGGGCUGAGCCUUUUCCAAGCCGCCUGUAUCCAAGGUGACGUCUUCACAGUUUCACUGCUUUUGGACUUUAGCCCAAGUCGUCUUGACAACGCAAUAGCUUUAACGAUAUCGACUUGUCGCGAUGCUCCCUUGUAUGAUGAACUGCUGCCUUUGACUUUGUCGAGUCUCGGAAACACAAGAAACCAUGAACAAAUAUACAAACAGCUUAAUAAAACUGACGACGAGUUUAUUGGAAGAUCUUUGAUCCAUAUAGCAGCAAGCAGAGGAAGCUAUGAAAAUGUUCAAAGACUGCUUUCUCUUGGUAUUAAUUCCAACGAAGUCGAUCCAGACACACGUGUCACGCCUCUCAUGCUUGCGGCAAGUCGCAGUUCUCCUCGUUUUCUCGAGAUUCUUAUUGAGAAAGGAGCGUCAAUUCAAGCCCAGGAUCAAACUGAUUCGUAUGCUUUACACUACGCUGCUCUUCACGGCAAAACGAGAAAUGUYAGAUUUUUGAUAUUCAGCGGAGCCAACGUAAGUGAUAUCAAUGGACGGCGCGAAACCCCUCUUCACCUCGCUGCAAAAUAUGGGCAUACCAAAACAGUAGAAUUAUUGGUGCAAAGCGGAAGUGACGUCAAUAUCAAGACAGCAGGAGGAGACACUGCUCUCAUGUUGGCUGUGAUUGGUGGUUACAAGGAGACGGUGUCGUAUUUAGUUAAUCACGGGAGCUCUGUUCAUAUCCAGGGGGGUCUUGAUUUCACUGCGCUCCACCAUGCGUGUAAGGAAGGUCAUGCCGACAUUGCAACACUUCUUAUCAAGAAAGGAAGCAACCUCGAGGCGACGACGUCAGGGAAAACACCGUUACAUCUUGCAGCCACCUAUAACCAUUGUGAGAUUGCUAAACUACUCUUCGUAAGUGGAUGUGAUAUGGACGCGCAUGACAUGUUCGGGAGAACUGCUGUCCACUAUGCCGCCCAACAGGGUAACAUCGAUAUGAUUAAGCUACUAGUCCGAAGAGGCGCAAAUGCUCAUGCUGAGGACUCAGAGGGACAGACACCAUUAUUCCAGGCAACAAUAUUUGACCAGAUCGAGUCUGUGGAUGCCUUGAUUCUUCAUGGUGCCUACGUCAAUGUGCGCGACCAUUAUGAGCGGUCACCUCUUCAUUAUGCUGCACAGGAAGGCAAUGCAAACAUUGCUGGACUCCUCAUUAGCAGAGGUGCUGUUAUCGACGCUGUUGCUUUCAAUGGCGAUACGCCGUUACUUCUUGCUGUUGGCUAUGGCAGCACUGAUAUUGUCGAACUUUUGCUCCGGCAGGGCGCGUGUGUGAACGCCCAAAACGCCGCUGGAGUUUCACCAAUACACCUGGCUGCAGCUAGUAGGAGAACUCGCACGGCGCAACUGCUUAUCUCGAGUGGCGCCAACUUGGAGUUACAUUCCAGCGAAGGCGACACACCCCUGCACAUAGCAAGUCGACAAGGCCUCAAAGAAAUGGUGGUACUUCUUUUAGAAAAAGGAGCUAAUGUAAAUUCAUUAGAUUCGGGUGAUAGAAGCCCUUUAGCAGUUGCAAUAAAUGAGUUAAGAGCUGAUAUCGCUGAACUGCUUUUGAGACACGAUGCUGAUGUUAAUAUCAAAGAUGGCGAGGGUCGAACUCCACUUCAUGCGGUGUAUUCAAAUCUUACUCAUGUUCUUGUAGAAGAGAGGAUUUCAAAUCAGCUCGCAAAUCUACUUCUCAGAUUUGGUAGCGAUGUGGCAGCCGAAGACAUCAGGAAACAAACUCCUCUCCACUUAGCUUCAAUAUCAGGAUCAGGUUCUUUGGUCCAACAGUUGCUUUCGUACGCAAGCGAACCGAAUGCUGCGGACAAGGACGGCUUUACCCCCCUGAUCUGUGCWCUUUURUAUUCUCGCCGUGCAGAACCUGUCGUCAAGACACUUAUUCAGGGGGGUGCAGACGUUACUAAAGCAGAUGUUUACGGGCGKACCGCUUURCACUAUGCAGCUGGAUUGAACGGAUCCAGAAGAGUCUGUGAGCUGUUGAUACAGACGGAGAAAAUUGACAUCGAAGCAGCUGAUAAUGAGGGAAACACRGCUCUUCAUCUCGCUGCUCUCUAUCGCAGCACGCCCACGGCUGAUUUGUUGGUCAAGAAGAAAUGCAAUGUUAAUUCAAAAAAUAAUGAAGGCCAAAGCCCGCUACACUGUGCUGUGGCUGCCAAGUGYGUUUGUACGCAUGGCUGUAGAAAGUGCGUUUGGAAGUACAACACAGUUGAGUUACUCGUGGAGGAUGGAGCMUGUAAAGUUAACCUAACUGACAACGAGGGUAACACGCCUCUUCAUAUGGUAACAGCUUCGAUAACUGAUACAUCUACAGCACGGUUACUCAUUAGAAAAGGAAUUAAUGUGAAUGCAGUCAAUAAACAGGGAAAGACAGUGCUGCAUCUUGUUUCUGCAAUGAAGUGUGAGCGAAGCAGAGAAAGAUUUACYAAAUCGAGAUGGACAUACGGGACAGCCGAGCUCUUGAUUCGGUACCGCUGCAGUAUUAACGCGAAAGAUCACUGUGGCAAUACGUCGUUACAUUACACAGCUCAAGCCGGACGAGACGACAUUGCUCAGCUACUUCUUGACAAUCAUGCAGACAUCCUUGUAGCAAAUAAGUGCGAACAGACUCCUCUUCAUGUAGCAGCUGCGGAAGGCGCGAAACAAGUUGCGGAGCUCUUGGCUUCAAAGGGAGCGGACCUACAGGCCUUAGAUAGCGAGGGACGGUCCCCAUUAGAACUCGCUGAAGCAGGAGGACAUUUUGAAACUGUCGAGAUGAUUGAACAGUUUCUUUGGACUUGAAUGAUACGUMCUGACAUUUGUCAACAACACGGCCUCUCUGUAAAGUGACAAGCUAGAUAAAUGCAACAUCUACCAAAGGGUAUAACSCUACCACUUUAUCAGAAGACUUUGCAGCACCUUUUGUGGAAUAAAGAUUUAUKUGAUGACCUUUAUAAGAAAGUGAGAACUCUUUGCAAUAAAUUGUUCAGUGAACAUAAACAUUGUUCCUUGUACAUCAUACUUUUAUUACAAAAGKAAAGCAAAUAUAUACCGUAUAAACACAGAUAAUAAAUAUUUUUUUAGAUA
Molecule: messenger RNA, 3422 nt
Organism: Exaiptasia diaphana
Lineage: Eukaryota; Metazoa; Cnidaria; Anthozoa; Actiniaria; Aiptasiidae
Product: serine/threonine-protein phosphatase 6 regulatory ankyrin repeat subunit C
Exons: 5
Coding region: 243-3137 (964 amino acids)
Molecular function (GO): protein binding
Source: RefSeq, a predicted model, not a curated record